AUGAUGAUGGUUAACUUGGGUAAUCAUAUUGAAACCCCUGACAGCAAAAUGUCUCAGCGUUUGAAACUUUCAUUGCACAAACAUCGUAAACAAGAGCAAGAACUACGUGUGAUAAGCAAUCCGUUACUUCAUCAACGAUCACUCGUUCUUCAAGAAGAUGAUUACCAAGCGCCAUUAACUGCACAUACACUAGCACCGAAUUCCAAAUGGAUUAUUGUUCGAAAUAAUAUACAUCAGAUUCGCAGUUGGGGUGGAAUCAGUACAUCGCAUAUCGAACAACAAUUUCGCGACUGGUACAUACUCAUUCAGAUGCGACGAGAAUUACGACGUGCUAAAAAUCAAAUUAGAGAAAUAGAACAAUCGGAUUUUACUCCUAUUCGUGUUUUUUAUCUACCAAUUAAUCCUACAUCUUCUCGAAAGUAUAACGUAACACAUUUACGAUCGUCGGACACGUUAUACCAUCCGAGUUUUGGUGCAGAACCUGUUGUAUUACAAGCGCUACUUUAUUAUUUCUCGAAAAAUUGCCGUGUACCAUAUAAUAGUUUGUUUCGGCCAUUUUUAUCUGAUAUUUGCGCAAUCAUCUAUCAGAGUCGGCAACAUCUCAAUCGUGCAGCCGUUUUUCGUAAAGUUGCAUUAGUUAUUGCUGUAAUUGUCUUUAUCAUUCUCGGUCUGAUGUUAUGCACAUUGAUAGUUAGCGUAUUUACUUCAACAUCGAAAAUUAUGGACUUGUAUAGAGAUGAUUCCGAUGGUGGACCAGAAUGGCGAGCACCGGAAGUAAAUGCCGAGCAAAGUUUCAGUUUUUUAUAA
This is a messenger RNA of Adineta ricciae, 807 nucleotides long. The record is from the annotation of a GenBank genome assembly. NCBI's taxonomy places the organism in Eukaryota, Metazoa, Rotifera, Eurotatoria, Adinetida, Adinetidae.